Messenger RNA from Closterium sp. Yama58-4, 843 nucleotides. The record is from the annotation of a GenBank genome assembly. Lineage: Eukaryota; Viridiplantae; Streptophyta; Zygnematophyceae; Desmidiales; Closteriaceae.
AUGAAAGACUCGAUCUACGUGGACGGAAAAUCGCUGCCGCGUAAGGCGCCGCCUAGGCUUUACUUCAUGGUUAAUAAACCCAAGGGGUAUAUCUGCUCCAACACUCCCCAGCAGGAAGUUUCCUCGUCACGUUCCUUUUCCCCUCAGUCGCCUAAACCCUCAGGUCGCGACAGAAGCAGCGGAGGGAAAACACGACCCGGCAGGGUUGAGGGUUCAGGGUUUAGCGAUGAUUCGAGCGACAGCAGCAGCAGCGGCAGCGGCGGCGGCGGCGGCGGCGGCGGCAGCGGCGGCGGUAUUGAGAAGACGGCGGUUAGCUUGGUGGAGGAUUAUUUGAAGGUUUGGGAGAAGAGAAAUCCAGGAGUCCCCAGGCCACGGCUAUUCACUGUGGGGAGGCUGGACGUGCAGACGACAGGGCUGCUGCUGGUUACCAACGACGGAAAUUUCGCGCAGCAGAUCGCACACCCCUCUGCUGGGCUUACUAAGGAGUACGUUCUCACAGUGCAGGGGCCAAUCACCAAGCGCCAGCUGGCAACCAUGGCAGCAGGGACGGACGUUGAUGGUGUACUCUGCACACCUGUAGCCCUCGACCUUGUAACAGAUAGUGACAGUAAAGGGGGCGGAGGAGGAAGUGGAGGAGUGAAGGGGAGGGAACGGGUGCGUGUGGUCGUGGCGGAGGGGAGGAACAGGGAGGUUCGGAGGCUUGCCGAAGCUGCUGGUUUGGAGGUGCUUGGGUUGAAGAGAGUUAGGAUUGGAUCUCUACGGUUGCCGAGAGACCUGGGAGUGGGGAAGUACAAGGCGCUAAGAUCGAUUGAUGUGGAAAGGCUACUCCAGGAGAAGAUGUGA